AUCUGUCUGUCUAAAUGCUACGUGUGUUCUAAGUGAGAAAAUAAUCUCAUUUUUCAUCUUACACAAUUCACCAUUUUUUGGGUUAUUAUCUUGUGUUAGUUAUGAGACUAACAGCCAUGCUUCCUUGUGAAAACUAUAAAGUUAAGGUUGUUCUUGGAAUGGUGGCAGUGUUGGUCUUUUCAGGAACUUGCUUGGCCGAAACACUUUCGGCUAACUUUGUUUUUGGCGAUUCUUUGGUCGAAGUAGGCAACAAUAACUACAUUACAUCUCUAUCCAAGGCGAAUUAUGCACCAAAUGGGAUUGACUUUGGGAUGCCAACAGGACGCUAUACGAAUGGAAGAACCAUAGUAGACAUUCUAGGAGAGGAAUUGGGUUUGCAGAAGUACACGCCGCCAUACCUCGCUCCAACCACAGUCGGUCCAUUACUUCUUCAGGGCGUCAAUUAUGCAUCUGGUGGUGGAGGGAUUCUAAAUCAAACCGGACAGAUUUUUGUUGGAAGAAUAAACUUGGAUGCACAACUCGACAACUUUGCAAAUACGAGGCACGAUAUAAUAUCAAGAAUUGGGGCUCCAGCAGCACAAGAUUUGUUCAAUGGAGCUUUAUUUUCUGUAACUAUUGGUUCAAAUGAUUUUAUAAAUAACUACCUCACACCUGUUGUUUCAACAAUUGAGCAAAAAUUAGUUUCUCCAGAAGCAUUUGUUGGAGACAUGAUUACAAGAUUCAGAGGUCAACUUAUGAGACUCUACGAUAUGGGUGCUAGGAAGAUUGUCGUCCCGAAUGUGGGACCCAUUGGAUGCAUUCCGUAUCAAAGGGAUAUAACUCCGUCUGCAGGAGAUAACUGUGUAGCAUUGCCAAAUCACCUCGCUCAACUCUUCAAUUUGCAAUUAAAAGGCUUGCUCCAAGAACUUAGCAACUCACUUCAAGGUUCAGCAUUCAUAUUUGCAGAUGUCUAUCGUAUUGUUGCGGAUAUUGUUAAGAAUCACAAAUCAUAUGGUUUUGACAAUGCGGAUUCUGCUUGUUGUUAUGUGUCUGGUCAACAUGGUGGUCUAGUGCCAUGUGGACCGACAUCUAAAGUUUGUCCUGAUAGGUCAAAGUACGUUUUUUGGGAUCCGUAUCACCCGUCAGAUGCCACAAACAGUAUCAUAGCCAAGCGACUUAUGGAUGGAGAUAUCGAAGAUAUAUCCCCUUUAAACUUGAGAGCACUAUUUAAAUCUUGAAUUAACAAAACUGUUUGUUUGCAUGAAAAGCUUAUUGUUUCUAUGUACCAUUUCUACGAAUUUGUAUCCGGUUGUAAAUCGUUAAAGGUAAAACGAGUGUAUGAAAUCACAUAAGUUGAAUA
This is a messenger RNA of Helianthus annuus (common sunflower), 1339 nucleotides long. Its product is annotated as GDSL esterase/lipase At4g16230. The record is from RefSeq and is a predicted model, not a curated record. The transcript has 5 exons. Lineage: Eukaryota; Viridiplantae; Streptophyta; Magnoliopsida; Asterales; Asteraceae. Bases 102 to 1217 code for a protein of 371 amino acids. Gene Ontology annotation, molecular function: hydrolase activity, acting on ester bonds.